AUGCAGUCCGACACUGAAAAAGAAAAGAAAACCAGAGCAAACAUAAAAUUAGCCACGCUAAAUAUGAAAGGACGAACCUCAUCCAACCUAGAACAGAGCCAAAUAUCUAAAUGGACAGUCGUCAACCAAACAAUGAGAGAUCAAAAAAUCGGCAUACUAUGCCUGCAAGAAACACACCUGACCACUGACCAUCUAAACCAGGUAGAAAACAUAUUCUUGAGACGACUCAAAAUAUUGAGCACCAGUGACCCAAUGAGACCCGGCAGCUCAGCUGGGAUUGCCUUUGUGUUAAACAAGGAGAUCACCAACACAGCUGAUACCCUGAUAAAAAUACUGAUCCCAGGACGAGCGGCGGUCCUGUCAACAAAGUGGCAUAACAAUGAGACCAUCAACAUAUUAAACAUCUACGCACCUAACAACGCAAACGAACACCACGACUUCUGGAAAAAAAUAGAAACAGAAUGGCUAGGGGCAAACCUAGGGCCCCUAGACUUCAUGAUGGGCGACUUCAACCUAACCGAAAACCCCAUUGACCGCGCUCCAGCACAGCUCGACAAUGAAAACGCUAUCAGCGCCCUAAGAGACCUAAGAUCAACACUGAGAGUACAAGAUACAUGGCGAGACGAACACCCUCACCAACGAAUGUUCACCUUCAGCAGCAACCACCACACCCUAUCACGUAUCGACAGAAUAUACGCCUCAGAACGACACACCGAGAGUCUUGUAGAGUGGAACUCAGGCAUCAGCCAAAUCCCCACAGACCACCACAUGGUUUCAGUACGACUCGCACCACCUAACCUCCCACACAUUGGGAAAGGACGAUGGUCAUGGCCGGUAGGCAUCAUAUCAGACAUUGACCUAAAUAAAAAAAUAAUUGAGUCAGACAUUGAAGCCCAACGGAGGAUAGAAGAGAUGGGACCACGCACCGAAACAACCAACCCACAGACAAUAUGGAAAACCUUCAAGGACAACUUGACUAUCCUAGCCAAAGACACCACUAAGACGCACCUAGCUAAGAUUAACCAGCGCAUAAAAACGCUCACCAAAGACCUGCGAAAGAUAACAAACUGCAAGGAAAACACCCUGGAAGACACCAGGAUGAAUAGAAUCAUACUGGAAAAAGAGAUAGAGCACCUACACAAGAAACGAUACAAGGAAUCACACCUGAGAGCCCAGGUGAAAUGGGCGACACAUGGAGAAACCAUAAGUAAAUACUGGUCCAAAAUAAACAGUCAGAAAGCACCAAGAGACGGACCGAACGAUACACGACAAAGUCAGAAGAAAUGGCAGAGAUAG
This is a messenger RNA of Suillus subalutaceus, 1296 nucleotides long. RefSeq names its product Endonuclease/exonuclease/phosphatase. The transcript has 2 exons. The coding region runs from base 1 to 1296 and encodes 431 amino acids. Gene Ontology annotation, cellular component: nucleus. The record is from RefSeq and is a predicted model, not a curated record. Gene Ontology annotation, biological process: base-excision repair. Lineage: Eukaryota; Fungi; Basidiomycota; Agaricomycetes; Boletales; Suillaceae. Gene Ontology annotation, molecular function: double-stranded DNA 3'-5' DNA exonuclease activity; DNA-(apurinic or apyrimidinic site) endonuclease activity; phosphoric diester hydrolase activity.